Messenger RNA from Neodiprion fabricii, 600 nucleotides. RefSeq lists its product as uncharacterized. The coding region runs from base 1 to 600 and encodes 199 amino acids. The record is from RefSeq and is a predicted model, not a curated record. Lineage: Eukaryota; Metazoa; Arthropoda; Insecta; Hymenoptera; Diprionidae. The transcript has a single exon.
AUGGAUAGCGAACUCUCGAGAAUCACAAAGUUGAAGGGACUGGAGGAUUGGGGAACACGGAAGUUUAAGGUACGAACAUUAAUUCUCGCUAGUGAAGCGCUCGAGGUCACGACAGGAGAAAGCGUAAAGCCCGAGUUGGAGGCAAAUGCGAACGCAGGCGUGAUCGCCGAGCACAGCAGAAUACUUCGAGCGUGGAAUAAGCUGGAUGCAAUAGCUCAGAAAAUCAUUGUGACGACGGUAAGUGACCAGCCACUCCUUCACAUUAUUAACGGUGAACCAGCCAGAAAAAUGUGGCAGAAGUUGCACGAUAUCUUUGAGAAUAAAAGUGAGACGGCGGAACAUAUCCUCCAGCAACAGUGGUAUACCAUCGGCAAGGAUCAGGGAAACGAUAUUCCUACACACAUAGCGAAGGUCAAAGAUCUCGCCCAGCGUCUCAGCGUACUUGGAGAACCUUCCUCCGAUAGCAUGGUCAUGACAAAAGUUCUCAUGACGUUGCCUCUGGCGUACUCUCAUUUCACCACGGCUUGGGAGUCUACAAGUGUGGAUCAACGCACCUUGUCAAAUUUGAUAGCUCGAAGAAAUACGAAUCGGGGCCAGUGA